Bombyx mori (domestic silkworm) is the source of this 3466-nucleotide messenger RNA. RefSeq names its product plasminogen receptor (KT). The coding region runs from base 206 to 664 and encodes 152 amino acids. Gene Ontology annotation, cellular component: plasma membrane. The record is from RefSeq and is a predicted model, not a curated record. The transcript is spliced from 4 exons. Lineage: Eukaryota; Metazoa; Arthropoda; Insecta; Lepidoptera; Bombycidae. Gene Ontology annotation, biological process: positive regulation of plasminogen activation.
AUUAAUUUAUUGCAGCUUUCAGUAUUUGUAUCCGUAAUCUAAAAAACACUUUGCAUUGGUUUACCUACCUACUCUGUAAUCAUGGCUAUUUGUAUUUGACAGUAAACAGCUGAUAGAUCUAGAGAAAAGACGUAGGUACCUACAUUAGAUAGUCUAAAUUACUCUUUUGUUUUGUCGGUCUAUCGGACACGUAAAUAAAAGGAUAAUGGGUAAUUUGUUCAGCGUCAGCAUGGAAGAAAAUUACAAAAGGAACCAAGAAUUCUUGCAAACUAUAAACAAAGUCAAGAUGGAGAGACAAAUACAACUACAAUAUCAAAUGCAAGAACGCCAAAUGGCCUUGGAAAUAGCUAAAAACAGAGACACAUGUCUGUGGAUUACUGCUUUUUAUAUAACGACCGCAACGGGAUUGUUUACAGGUUUCAGAAGGACGAAAAGACAGUACCUACUGAUGCCGCUUGUCCCGUUGACAUUCAUCACUUUGUACUACUGGGACCUUGCAUAUGGGAAUAAAGUGCAUAGGAUUCGAAUGGAGGCGGAACACGUAAUGACGCACGAAGCUGAAUCCUUGGAGUGGCCGUGCGGUCUGCCUUCUCCCUCCUCCAUCGACCUCGGACGAUUCGACGAGGAGGAAAAGAAGAGAAUACAUCCGCCCCUUCUUCUCUAAACAUGGUUAAGUUUGACCCGUUUUGUGUGCCUUCAUCUUUUUUUUAGGAAGGUAUUUAACUAGACUUGUCAAAUAAUCUACGUUCUUGCUUGUUUUAUUAAUUAAUAAUAAGUUUUUCAGUGUAAUGUAAUAUACAAAAUGGCGGGUUGGUUGUAAUUUGUACGAUACUCCAUAGCUGUUGGCGUAUACUAGUCUCACAUUAAAAACGUAAGCGAAAUCUUAGAAUACAUGUACCUGACUUUCUCAUUUAUGAUUUAAGCUUAAAACAUGUGUAUUUUAAUUGUUUUUUUUUUAUUUAUGUAUUUAUUUUUAAAUGAAUUAAUUUGUUUACUAAGACAAUAUUUUGAAAGGGGAGUUUAUAUAAAUAAAGAGCUCUGUGUGCUUAGUGCGAGUUUUUUAACGUUCUCGAUAGCGUAAAAGUUAACUAAUAUUUGUAUGGAAUGGGAUCGUUUGCCUACGUUUGCCGCUAGGGGCGCUGUUCCAACUGCAUACAAAAUCGGGUUAACUUUUACGCUAUCGAGAACGUUAAAAAACUCUCACUAAGCACACUGGUUAGGUUAGGUUUUAUUGGGCGAUUAUGCACCGUAUAUGAAUGAGUAUAAAGAUUGCAUUAAUAAACAGCGUUAUACAGGGUGUGUGGAGAACGUUUCCGCGGCUGAUAUUUUUGUACAGUAUUAAUCUAAUGAAAAUGAAAUAAGCAAAGACAGGACAUUGUUCUCCUACGUUUGUGUGUCACGAAAUUCCUAUAUUUUUUUUUGUUUUUAUUGAUUCGUAGUAGUAAAGCAGUAAUAGUAAACUUUUUUAUUCAAUAAAUUGACGAAAUUUAGAAUAUUUUUUUCCAACUUUUACAAAAAAAAAAACCUAACUAAAUAAAUGUAGUUCAGAAAAUGAAUCUUAAUCUUGAGGCAUUAAUGAUUACGGUCGAAUUUCGUACACCGAAAGCGUAAAUACAUGUACGCAUGUACAUUGUCGGUACGGAGAGCUCAUGUUGCCUGGAGCCGCAAUGUAACACAUGGCAGGCGCGUCUUCUGUGGGUCAUCUUACAUUGUAAUAGCUGUACCCGCCCGCUUCGCUGGGCAUUUAAAAUUAACAUUAUUAUUUCUCACCCCCACAAAGAUUCUCAUCAUUAACGCCCCCGCAACUGGUGUAGGGAGGCCAACACUCAUAUCAAUAUUAGCCUAUCCAUUAAGUACAUGUAUUUUUUACAUGGAUACCAAGUUUCAAGUCAAUCGGAUGCACGGUUCAGUAGUUAUAACGGAACAUCCGUAAAAACCACUGUAGAUUUAUGUAUUAAGUAUAGAUUUCAUUGAGGGCAAUGUAUAAGGUCUUAUUUUUCCAAAGUUAAUUGUUUUAAAAUAAAUGGUCUUACAUUGUUACCAAAUAGUUUUUGAGUUCGGUUCCAAUACAUCCUGUAUAAUAUAUAAAAAAAACAUGAAUAAAUAAAAGACGGAGAAUGGUAGCGCGAACCAACAAACUCACACAAUAUAAUUAAUUGUGUCACACUAAUCGGGAAUUCUAAACAAAAUAUUGUCUUCUAAGAGACCUAAACGAUUCAAAUAUUAAAAUGUGUAGUGGAUAGUGUGUUAUUACUAAUUAGUUUAAGUGAUUUAAUCAAGUUGUAAUCAAAACAUAAUGCUUCGAGUGUUGAUAAAUUUGUUUUUAACAAUUCUAAAGCCUAACUAAUUUUUAUUAAAGUUUAAUUUAGCUUUUAUUAUUUUCUAUUCACUAUAUUGUAAUUAUGAAGUUUCGAAUAUUUUACAGACUUCGGAUCAUUUCAGUCGGUUAGCUUUUAAAAUCCCAUUCCAAUACAAAUAUUUAUGUACGUAUUUUAUAUAUUUUUUUUAACUUGUGUAAUUUAUUUUGUGAUAUUUUUCGCGCCACUACGCAAUGACAGACACUUUAAGUGACAGUUACGAAAACGUCAAAACGCCACGUUUUAUUGUCUUUUAAAGUGUAUUAUUUGUCUGUAGAAUUAUUUUUUUAAAGAACUAUUGAAUCUCAGUCACGAUUCUCUUUGUCGUAAAUGUAUAAACUCUUUUAGUCUUUUCUCCGUUUCGCACGUUAACCAUCGUGAGUUGAAAGCAUUCUAGUGCAACUGGAUAAUUGAAUAUGCAAUUUCAAAAAGGGCACAUGUCGCAUAUUUUGUCAAAUACGUUUUUUGAUAUACAUGUAGUUUUGAGGCUUACCUACACCCAUUUUAUAAUAAUUCCAGUAAUUUUCAAUGACUAAUUAAUAUUAAAAUAAAUCUCAAAAAUUUACAUUUUAAAUUAUACAUUGCUUUAGAAAAUAAUGUUUUUUUUUCAUUUCCUCAACAUUUUACAUUUUCAGAGAUGUGCCCUUUUCGAAAUUGCAUAAUAUUCAAUUAAAGCUUGGGAAAAAAAAGGCGUAGGUAUAUAAUUUUUCUAGUAUAAAAAGGGCAUCACAAAGUAAUAUUAGCGCAGUCAAUCACUAAUUAACCGAAAGAUUUUGCAUUUAUUUUUAUGUACUUAAGCGCUAAUGUUGAUUAUUUUUAAAUGUCAUUCCGUUUUACAAACGAUUUUUUUUAAGUUUUUUUUUUUAAUCUUCAGAAACGCUGUUAUAUUUUUUUAUUAAGCUGUUUUAAUUUGCAUUCCUUGUUGAUCUUCAUGUUCGUGUUGAAAUACAAGUUUAUUGAAAGUUUAAAGUUUUGAUAUUCGAAGGUAUGUUUAUUGUUAAUAAUUUUUUUUUACAAAAAAAUAUUAAUUGUGAAACGAAAGUAUUAAAAGGGCAAAUAAAAAUCUAUAUUUCUUGUUAUUAACUCUUAAUAAAUGUGUGUUCAAUUUG